AUCUCAAGAGCAUUACUCCUCAAUUUCCCUUUCUUCCUUCUUUCUUUCCCAUUUUUAAUAAAAAGGAAGAGAGAGAAAGAAGCGAGAGAGAGAGAGAGAGAGAGAGAGAGAGAGAGAGGAAUGGAGAAAGUAACAGGAAAACCGAAAAUGAAAAGAAAGAGGGAAGAAGAAACACUACCACAGGUCCACAACUACUGCACAGCAGAAGAGCAGAGAAAGAAUGAAAGCUUGCUAUGGAGGAAACCAUGAAAUCUUAACUAAUAAGUUGUCUUAUCACUCUCUGGCUCUCUCUUUCUCUCUUUUGUACUCUUCGAUCCAUGAAAGGGAAUUGUUUGAAGAGUUAGGGUUUUUUCUUUAACUUGAUCUGGCUACUUUGUUCUGAUCUGUAAGACUUUAACUUCAUUCAACAAGAGACUGCAAAAUGCUGUAGAUUACAGUAUAUGAUUUUGUACUUUCCACGUUGGAAUGUACUGUUGAGUUUGUUCGUGCUUCAAAUGUAGUCGUAAUUGAAGAUCGUAAUCGUAUAGGACAAGAAAUUCUGAUUCUUCUGGAAGAUCUCUGCGGGUUUGGUAGCUGUAAGUUGCAGACUGCGACUGUUUCUUUGGAUAAAGUUCAAUUGUUGAGAUACUCGUAUUUCGGGUUAAUUAGAUACGACAAUGGUGUGAAGAGAAUGUAUGCGGCGUGCUUAUGGGUUUGGGUCUGUGGAGUGUUGAGGAUUUGAAUUUUGUUGUCCUUGUACUCACCCUGACCGAAAUUUAACGAUUAUGGCCUUCUCAAUCGGAUACUCUUGGGUUUAUUAUCGUCUCCGACGACACUGGAGAGAUCUCUGACGGUAGAAUUAUAUGGUUCUGUAAUUGCGGAGUUAGUAAGGGAUUUGAGGAUCUCUUACAUAUCUCUCUCUCAACGUGAGCAUUUUUCUGGUCGAGAUUGCUCUUCCAGUACGAUGCUUUUUUCGAUGCGCAGACUUUGGUUUCAUUUACACUGAUAUAUCUGGAAAUGGUUUUUGGCAAUAAAGGAGAGGGAACAUUUGUAUAGCUGAUUUCCGAUUGGUGAGCACUGAGCAUGCGGUGCACUAUGAAUUGUGUUUGAAACACUCGGAUUUGAUUUUGGGUGAGUGGUAGAUCAGGGUGAGAUAUCUGUAUUGGAAAUUUGUGUUUUGAAGAUGACUCCUCCAGCAUUAAAAUGCUCUCCUGGAAGGGAGCUCAGGUCAAAUAAUCACAAGCGUGGAUGCAGUCUUGAAAGUGGAUUACAACUCCAAGAGAAAGACGAUGAUCUUGCUUUGUUCAAUGAGAUGCAGACCAGAGAAAGAGACAAUUUUUUGCUUGACAUGACCGAUGAUAUUGAUGACUCAUUCUCAACAAACUUGAAAUACUUUUCAGAUAAUAAGCUUGGUAUCUCCAUUCCAGUUCGCGGAGAGAACAGUGAUCUGCUCAUUGCAGAUAGUGAAAAAAAUGAUUAUGAAUGGUUGUUGACUCCUCCAGACACUCCUCUAUUCCCUUCGUUGGAUGAUAAUACCCCAGCAAUUAGUCCCACCCCUAGGGGCCGAUCUCGUACUCAGCCCAUUUCCAUCUCAAGAUCAUCCACGAUGGAGAAGAGUUCCAGGACCAGUAGAAGUAGCGCAAGCCCACAUCGGUUAAGCCCAUCCCCUCGGUCUGGAAGCAACACAUUUCAAUCAAGAGGAAGGCCAUCUUCAGCUCCUCAUUCUAGUCCAUCUCCCAUCCAACGACCUGCUUCACCAUCACCGAGACCUAUCACACCCCCAAAUAAGCCAAUAACACCUGCUCGUCGAUCUCUUACUCCCACUACUCGGAGGACGAGCACAGGGUCAAGUGGUACUAUACCCUCAUCUAGAAGGGGAACCUCACCUGUAAAGACUAGUCGUGGCAACUCUGCUUCACCGAAAAUACAAGCAUGGCAAUCAACCAUCCCGGGCUUCUCUUCGGAUGCACCCCCUAAUCUUCGUACUUCUUUGGCUGAUCGGCCGGCAUCAUAUGUAAGGGGCUCAUCACCAGCAUCUAGGAAUGGGAAGGAUACACCCUCACAAUUCAGAAGGCAAUCAAUGUCACCAACUGCUUCUCGAAGUGGCAGUUCUUCCGUUGGUUGUGAUCGGGACCGAUUCAGCUCACAGAGUAAGGGUUCUGUAGCAUCAUCUGGUGAUGAUGAUAUGGAUUCUCUGCAAUCUCUACCACUGAGUGUCUUAGAUCAGUCAGCCGUAAGGAUGGCUGGGGCAUUUCCAAAUAGCAGAGCCCUAGCAUUCUCAAGGAAGCCAUCCAAAACACCAUCCUCAAGCUCUGCUCCAAAAAGGUCUUUUGAUUCGGUCCUUCGACAAAUGGAUUAUCGAAGGAGUCAUCAGAAUAUGUUCAGGCCACUUUUAUCAAGUGUUCCUAGUACUACUUUCUAUGUUGGGAAAAAUAGCUCUACACAUCGUUCAAUGGUCUCUGUGAACUCCUCAGUCACAACUAGCAGCAAUGCAAGCUCAGAACAAGGUACAAGUGUUGCACCUGAUGCUGGGGGGAGUGCUCAUGACCAGGAUGAUAUGGCUGGCAGCUGGGGAAAAACACCAUUUCCUGAAGAUCAAGAUGAAGUAUUCGCAUUUGAUAAAGUGGAUGAGAUGAAUCUAGUUAUGAAUGAUGCAGCCAAUGAUGGGAAGAACUCUGGGUAUUCUGACUUUGAUAUAGCCAAGACAACUGGAGUCAAAUCAGGUGAUUCUGAAAAAUUCAGUAGUCUUAUUUCUGCUACAGCAAUUGAGUCAACUACUUCUGAAUUUGUACACUUUGGGAAUGAUUCUGAAGUACUUGAUCGUGAUGGAAGAAUCACAUACUGUUCUAAUUGUGGUAGCAAGUUUUGUGUCGUUGAGCCUACAGAAGAGAAUUAUGGUCUUUGUCCUGAUUGCAGUGAGAAAAGUGGAUCUUUGACUCCAGCUGCUUGGGAACACACUGUAGAUCACAGUCACAACAAUAAAUUUAACUCAGAAGUAACUUUGCAAGCAAGUAAAUGCUUUGUUGCAGGAGAGCAUGAAGCAGAGGUGGCUUUAGUGCCAGAGAUCAAUAGUAGAAAUGAAACAAUGCUUGUCCAACAUGAUGAGAAUGUUGAGAAAGACCACAGUUGCAGCAUUGAGGAAGCCCAGAGUUGCGUGCAUUGCAGUUCCUUUGCACAACUGAUGGUAGACGGAGGGGAGCAGCAAUUUGUUCAGCCAACAUUUGGUUCCAUUCAUUCUGAAUAUGACAAUGUGGAUCAACAAUUUCAGCAUUCAAAUGGCCAUCCUAGCUUAAAGAUCGAUGUUUCAGAAGGUACUGGUAUUUCUGUAUUGCUGAAAAGAUCAAGUCGUAGCAAGUGGCCUAUUGUUCAAGCGAGGAGUCUUACUGCUACAAAUAUACCUUGUGAUGAUCCAUCCUAUGCAAGGGAUAGCAUGGACAGCAUGAGAAGCUCCGGUAGGCUUGGCAGUGCCUCAGCAUCAUCAUCUGUUGAUUGGACCUCUUCCAGACAAACAGAGAUUCGGGUUCUAAGACAAUUAAGUGGCAGGAAAAUUGACUUGGAUAAUUUCAGGCAUGAUUCAAGCACAAAACUUCAAAGAACUGGAUCCUCUUCCUCUGGAAUGUCAAAUCCUGCAUACCAGGCCUUGUUGCUUACCAAGAGCAUGAGCGAAGAGAAUUUUGAUGCUUCUAUUGGAAGUAUGAACCGUGAGACUCUAGUGAAAACACUACUAGUUAGUGAUGAGAAAAAUGCAUAUUUGGGAAACGAAAAAUUGGGUGACUCUGAUUCCUCUUUUUCCAAAGCUGCUGUCCUUGAAGCAGAUAAACUCGACUGCUCUCAGAGUUGCAGGGUGGUGGAUGCUUCAGGAUUGGAAUUAUCAAGCCAUACCCAAUGCAUACAAUUGGGGGAUGCUUCAGUAGCAGCAGUUCCAAACGAUGAGGACUGUGUUUCAUUAGAAAUUGCAGAAGACUUCCCAAAUAGUACAAGGAGUGCUUCAGAUAUAGAAAUAUCAGCUAUGGACCCAAACCCCUCUUCAAUCGAAGAAAAUGCCACUAUGAAUGGUGACUGUGCAAUUGAGAUUGUUGAGGGUUCUUCUUAUGACUCUUCAGCAAUGGUUCUAGAAAAUGGUGGGGAUAGGAUACCUGGUUCACAAGUUGAAAGUGCAACCACACCAAAUUCAAGUAGCGCCAUUGAUGAAUUCUCAAAACCAUCAGUUCCUGCAACAUUAGAAAAAGAUGCAAAAAUUCAUUCUCCAGAAUCUGACAUCUUGGAUCAUGCCUAUGUCAUCCCUGAGGAAUCAAACGUUACGGUGGAGGGCCAAGGUGGGCAAAAAGGAAGAAACCUGACAUUGGAAGAAGCAACUGACACAAUACUCUUCUGCGGCUCUAUCAUUCAUGAUCUGGCCUACCAGGCAGCAACCAUUGCGAUGGAAAAGGAGAGCACAGUUCACCUUGAAGGUUCCCAUCCAACAGUUACUUUCUUGGGUAAACCAAGUUCUGAGAGGAAGGAUCCACGCAGUAGGACCGGAAGUAAACGCACUCCGAAAACCCAAAAGGCCAGGCAGAGGCGGGUGGAAGCAGAUGCGAAGACUACAUCAACCAAGACCCAAAUUGAUGCCAAUACCAAUGAAUCAUUGGUACAUGAUUCUGGAGCUCCUCACAAGGUUGACAGCUUAAAGCCUCUGAAACUGGAGUCGAAGUGUAAUUGCACAGUGAUGUAACAUUUUAUGCAAAUUUUUUGAAGGGUGUCAAGGGGUUUGUAUUUUAGAGAUUUUUAUGUUUUGCAGGGAAAUUCAUAAGAGUGCCUGUCAGUUUCGGUAAGUUCCGAUUUAUUUGUAAAACACCACAUAGUGUUGGUGACAUAAUCUUGUAAAGUUAUUGAUUUUUGGGUGA
This is a messenger RNA of Macadamia integrifolia, 4865 nucleotides long. RefSeq lists its product as uncharacterized. The transcript is spliced from 6 exons. Bases 1163 to 4693 code for a protein of 1176 amino acids. Gene Ontology annotation, biological process: cortical microtubule organization. The record is from RefSeq and is a predicted model, not a curated record. Gene Ontology annotation, cellular component: cortical microtubule. NCBI's taxonomy places the organism in Eukaryota, Viridiplantae, Streptophyta, Magnoliopsida, Proteales, Proteaceae.